Molecule: messenger RNA, 888 nt
Organism: Phytophthora nicotianae INRA-310
Lineage: Eukaryota; Oomycota; Peronosporomycetes; Peronosporales; Peronosporaceae
Exons: 2
Coding region: 1-888 (295 amino acids)
Source: RefSeq, a predicted model, not a curated record
AUGGACGGUGGCGACUUGUACAGUGGCUUGGCGCUCCCUACGAAGACCAAGCGCGAACGAGAAGAGGAAGCAAAGAGCAGUAAGAAGGUGGACGAUGAUUCAACCAAAGAAGGUGCGAUGAAGCGCCAACGCACGGAUAAGAAAUCGCUGGACCUACCGACCACGGUGGCAAAGCUAGAGGGAUACAUGCUAGUGGACAAGAAAUUUGCCAAGGCGAGCGCGUUAUUUUGCCAAUUGAUAUCGGAUCAAUUAACUGCCGAAUCGAGCGGGCUGUUCAUGGAAACAUUGACGAAAGUGAUCGAAGAGAAGGGACAAACAUUAAGCGGCAGGAAAGAAUUUCAGGCGCUGAUCGAGACGUUGAAUGCGAAGCGUGACGUGCUCCUGAGUGUUGAAGGCGAUGAACGCAGUGAGCGAGAACGAAAGCUGGAUGCGUGGAUGUUUCUGGCAAUCACGCAUGCACAGCUCUUUACAGAUGAAACGUACCAGUUUAAUAAGGCUGCUAAAGUGGUGAAGCUUCGUUUCGAAGAGAUGGUGAGCAGCAAAGAUUGUCAGGAUGGAGAGGAGCGGUCGCAUCGACUGCAUUCAGAGCUGAUGCCGCUGCUUCGCACGCUGUACAGCAAACUUAACACUUCGUGGGCUACCACAAUUAUCGAGGGAGUAUUGGCGUUAGGAACUCGUCACCGUCUGCUAUUUAACGAGCAAGAUCGAGAGGAAAUAGACUCCUGGACGAAGGGCAUGCAAGAUCGCCGCAGCGCGCCUGCAACAGUUCGAUCCGCCGGUUCCGACGCCCGACGCAACAUCGUUGCUGCGAACGGAUCCAAGACCUCAGAAGCUGGAGCUAAGGUGCCUGGUAGAUACAACCAUCCGCUCUUUAACAAAGAGAUUUAG